Molecule: messenger RNA, 811 nt
Organism: Amphiprion ocellaris (clown anemonefish)
Lineage: Eukaryota; Metazoa; Chordata; Actinopteri; Pomacentridae
Product: protein yippee-like 2
Exons: 4
Coding region: 330-659 (109 amino acids)
Source: RefSeq, a predicted model, not a curated record
UGGCUCUCCGCCGUUUCUAAACUCUGCUGAGCAUCGUUGCGCGUCAAAACAUUGCGUCUCUGCAGGACUUGCCAGGGCCAGAGAGGAGAGGAGAGGAAAUUCGCCUGGGGAGGAAUGCGAAAGAGGGUUUAAGGAUUGGCACUGCCACGAGGAAAACGAGGAGGUGCGACGUUUUCUAGGCUACGUGGAGAUCCGUUUUUUCUUCCUUUCAAAGGUGUUCGCCUCCCGACCCACCGCCCACCACGGCCCUCACCUGUGUGUUGCGGUGCUUCCCCUGUGAGCCGACCUGGGCUGGCAGUCCCUUCUUGCACCGCCCGCCAACUCCGCCCAUGGUCAGGAUGACGCGCUCCAAGACUUUCCAGGCGUACCUGCCGAGCUGCCACCGAACCUACAGCUGCAUCCACUGCCGAGCUCACCUGGCCAACCACGACGAGCUCAUCUCCAAGUCGUUCCAGGGCAGCCAGGGCAGAGCCUAUCUGUUCAACUCUGUGGUGAACGUUGGGUGUGGCCCUGCAGAGGAGAGAGUUCUGCUGACAGGCCUGCAUGCUGUGGCAGACAUCUACUGUGAGAACUGCAAGACGACCCUGGGCUGGAAAUACGUAAGUGUCCUUGGCUGGUUUGAUGCACAGUGCCACAAACUGCAUCCAAGUUUAGAAUGAGGAGGCUGUUUUUAUAAGAUACCCUAAUUUCAUUUAAACCCUAAUUAUGUUUAGACUCCUCUCACAGUCACUGCAGCUGUAGGCUACAUAAUUAUUAGACAAACUUGUCAGAACAGAUGCAAACUGGAGUCUGAACUUAUCUUUUGUGAUAU